AUGAAGUUAUAGCAACAUAUAUAGUAUCUAGAAUUAUUUAUGUGAUGGCUGUCAAAACCCGUUUCCAAGUGAUUAUGAUGAUGAUCACUGUGUUCUUUCUUUCAUCUUUAUGCAUCACUUUGGGAACCAAAUUAAAAUUUGUUGGAGGUAGUGGUCCAGAUUUAAGGCUUAGAGAUGCUGAGAGUAACAAAGUUAGAAUAACGGUAAGUCAAAACGGUGGUGGUGACUUCAAGACCGUUACAGAAGCUGUUAAUAGCAUCCCUCAAUGGAAUAAUAGGAGAUUCAUUCUGUACAUUGCACCAGGUAUUUAUAGGGAGAAGAUAAUGAUCCCAAGAACGCUUCCUUUUGUUACAUUCUUAGGGGAUGCUAGUGAUCCACCAACAAUUACAGGGAAUGAUACAGCUUCUAUCGUUGGAAGAAAUGGAAAACCAAUUGGCACUUUCCAGAGUGCGACAGUUGCCGUCGACGCUAACUAUUUUCUUGCCAUCAACAUCAAAUUUGAGAACACAGCUGCACACUGGAUUGGAAGGAGAGGGGAACAAGGAGUGGCGCUUCGAAUUUCAGGGACCAAAGCUGCAUUUUACAAUUGCACAUUCUAUGGCGCUCAGGACACACUAUAUGAUCACAAAGGCCUUCAUUACUUCAACAAUUGCCUCAUUCAAGGUUCUGUUGAUUUCAUCUUCGGCUCUGGCAGGUCCCUUUACGAGAACUGCUAUCUAAAUUCCACAACAAGGAAGGUGGCUUCCAUCACAGCUCAAAAGCGAACAAAUUCAUCAAUGGAGAGUGGAUUUUCGUUCAAAAACUGCACAGUCACAGGGAGUGGCCAAGUUUUUCUUGGACGAGCAUGGGGCGAUUAUUCAACGGUUGUUUUCUCUUACACCUUCAUGGACAAAGUUGUCCUUUCACAAGGAUGGAGUGACUGGGGUGAUCAAAAGCGCGACUUGAGAGUAUAUUAUGGAGAAUACAAGUGUAGUGGCCCUGGGGCUAAUUUGACUGGAAGAGUUCCAUGGGCAAGGAUGCUUACAGAUGAAGAGGCCAAGCCCUUCACUGGAAUUCAAUUUAUUGAAGGAGAUUCUUGGCUCAUCAGCCCCUGACCUUAUAAAUACAAUCUUCAACUCUUUCACUCAUUGGGGUCAACCCGUUUAAUUUUUUUACUAUUAUCAAGCAAAAUUAUGAGAAUGGAAGAAUGUUGAGACUUUUAAAUUAAGUUAUAAAUGAAAAUUAAA
Molecule: messenger RNA, 1226 nt
Organism: Arachis stenosperma
Lineage: Eukaryota; Viridiplantae; Streptophyta; Magnoliopsida; Fabales; Fabaceae
Product: probable pectinesterase 53
Exons: 5
Coding region: 45-1094 (349 amino acids)
Biological process (GO): cell wall modification
Molecular function (GO): pectinesterase activity
Source: RefSeq, a predicted model, not a curated record